Scedosporium apiospermum is the source of this 1698-nucleotide messenger RNA. RefSeq names its product DUF803 domain-containing protein. The transcript is spliced from 2 exons. Gene Ontology annotation, cellular component: membrane. Bases 1 to 1698 code for a protein of 565 amino acids. The record is from RefSeq and is a predicted model, not a curated record. Lineage: Eukaryota; Fungi; Ascomycota; Sordariomycetes; Microascales; Microascaceae. Gene Ontology annotation, molecular function: magnesium ion transmembrane transporter activity. Gene Ontology annotation, biological process: magnesium ion transport.
AUGGGGUCCAUUGGAGGCAUCUCUCCGGGAGGGAGUAUCGCCCUUGGAAUUAUAGUUGGCCUCGUUUCCACUAGUGUCCAGAGCCUGGGCUUAACCCUCCAACGAAAGUCGCAUAUCCUCGAGGAUGAGAAAGGACCUCACGACGUCCGCCGACCACCCCAUCGACGGCGGAGAUGGCAGCUUGGCAUGGGCAUGUUUAUAGUUGCGAACAUCCUAGGUAGCUCGGUGCAGAUAUCGACGUUGCCUCUACCCGUACUUUCGACCUUGCAGGCCUCAGGCCUCGUCUUCAACUCCAUAUGCGCGACCCUGAUAUUAGGCGAACCCUUCACGAGAUGGUCCCUAUGGGGUACUUUAUUAGUGUGCACCGGCGCCGUGCUGAUUGCGAUAUUCGGCGCCAUCCCGUCUCCGCCUCAUAACCUCCAUGAGCUUCUGGAAUUGCUCGUGAGAGGCCCAUUUGUCGCCUGGAUGAUCUUCCAGGCCUUCCUCGUCACCCUCAUCGCCUUGGUGACGGAGUUCGUAAACACUCUAUUUCCCCAUCUGUCGCAGAGUGUGCGGUUCCGCUUCGGAAGGGGACUUGCAUUCGGGUGCAUAAGCGGCAUCCUGUCGGCCCACUCGCUCCUGGUUGCCAAGUCUGCCGUGGAGUUGGUCAUCAAGACGCUCGUCGACGGAGACAACCAGUUCGUGCACUGGCAGUCGUGGAUGCUGGUGCUCGCACUCGUCGUACUGGCUCUAAGUCAGCUGUACUACCUCCACCGAGGUCUCAAGCUCGUCUCGACCUCGGUUUUAUACCCCUUAGUGUUUUGCAUUUACAACAUCAUGGCUAUCUUAGACGGAUUAAUCUACUUUAACCAGACAAACCUCAUUAGCACCCUACAGGCGUGCUUAAUUACCCUUGGCACGGUAAUUCUGCUAUCAGGCGUGCUCGCUCUCUCGUGGAGACUGAGUGACGAGCAACACCCACCAGCCGUGGGCCAGUCCUCACUCGCACCGGGCCUAGGCCUCGUCGAUGACACCGAAGGAGAAGAAGAGGAAGAACUACUCAUAGACUCGGACGUUCUAGACGAAGAGUCCGGUUUCUCAUCGCAAUACCAAACAUUCCCCACAACCCCCCGGGACGUAGAGGCACCCCUCAGCCCAUCAUCCCGAAGACAAUCCUUCCGAUGGCAGGAACGCGCAGAAAUCUGGGGCGAAUUGGAGGAUCGCGACGAACCCAGCAGCCCCAAACACAUAAGGAGACGCUCUACAACCAUGCUCCCCCCAACCGAGACGACGCAUCUCCUUGGCGCUGGCACGCGUCGCGUGGCAAGCAGCGCCGGCAUCUUCACCACUCAGGCACCAUCCGGUGGGUCCGCGGCCGAUUCUUCCCCUGUUGGCGGUCGCCGCGCGUUCCGGAAACGCAGGAAAUCUACGGGUUUCCCUGGUUUCACGGCGCGGAGACCGAGGAGGGGCGGCGUUGCUCUCCAGGAUGCCAUUGGCGGUAUCUGGAAGCUAGGCUGGUGGAAUAAGCCUAGGGAUGCGUCCGGCCGCAUAUCUUCGGGGAGCGGCCACACAGCCUGGCCGCGGAGGCAUAGGGAUGGCGAUCCGAGGCACUCUCCUCGCGGGCGCGACGCGUCUGAUGACGUGAGCCCUGGCGCGGGACAGCCUCCACCUGGUGAUGAGCCGUCGUCUUCGAGUCGUGGGGACGAUCGGUCUGUAUGA